Trichosurus vulpecula (common brushtail) is the source of this 1469-nucleotide messenger RNA. RefSeq names its product endoplasmic reticulum protein 29 (gene ERP29). The transcript is spliced from 3 exons. Bases 2 to 817 code for a protein of 271 amino acids. The record is from RefSeq and is a predicted model, not a curated record. Gene Ontology annotation, biological process: protein secretion. Gene Ontology annotation, cellular component: endoplasmic reticulum lumen; endoplasmic reticulum. NCBI's taxonomy places the organism in Eukaryota, Metazoa, Chordata, Mammalia, Diprotodontia, Phalangeridae.
CAUGCGGCCGGGGGGCGCGAUGGCUGCGGCGGGGGCCGGCGGCGGGACCCCCCGCUCCCCGCGGGCGCUGCUGCUGCUGCUGCUGGCGCUGCUGCUGCUGCUGGGCGCCCCGCCGGGCGGCCGCGGCUUGCACACCAAGGGCGCGCUGCCCCUGGACACCAUCACUUUCUACAAGGUCAUCCCCAAGAGCAAAUAUGUCCUGGUAAAGUUCGACACCCAGUACCCCUAUGGAGAGAAGCAGGAUGAGUUCAAGACCCUGGUCGAGAGGUCGGCCUCCAUUGAGGAUCUACUGAUCGCCGAGGUGGGGAUCUCAGAUUAUGGCGACAGGCUGAACGUGGAACUCGGCGAGAAGUACAAGCUCAGCAAAGACAGUUACCCGGUCUUCUACCUCUUCCAGAAUGGGGACUUUGAGAACCCUCUGCCCUACCAGGGGCCGGUGAAGGUGGGCGCCAUCCAGCGCUGGUUGAAGGGCCAGGGCAUCUACCUGGGCAUGCCCGGCUGCCUGCUCCCCUACGACACCCUGGCUGCCCAGUUCCUGGGCACUGUGGGGGCAGAAGAGCGGGAGGCCCUGAUAAAGCAAGGCCGGGCCAACCUGACUGGUGUCAAAGAAGCCGAGAAGAAGUGGGCCGAGCAGUACCUGAAGAUCAUGGGGAAGAUCCUGGACCAGGGCGAGGGCUUUGUUGCCAUGGAGACGGCCAGGAUCACCAAGCUCAUUGAGAAGAACAAAAUGAGUGAGGGAAAGAGGGAGGAGCUCCAGAAGACCCUCAACAUCCUCACUGCCUUUCACAAGAAGGGGGUGGGGAAAGAGGAGCUCUGAAGAGGAUUGGGGGAGGGGGCGUGGUGGGGAGACCUGGGAAGAUUCUCCUUGGGGAGAGGGGAGCAGGAAGGAGGGGAGGCAUCCGUGGGACUGGUCCAGUGACCCAGGCAUCAGGGAUCUCCAGAUACGGGUACCAAAACUGCUAGGGAUCCUCCUCCCCUGCACCCAGACGGUGAAAUCGGGAAGAACGCCUGUAAAACUGCCCCCGGAGAAGACUUGGUGCUAAGGCCUACAAUAAACAGUGCGCUGCUUGGGCCCCACAGUGUAAUUCUCUUCAAAAAUUAAAGUCUCGAUGUUCCAGUUUGGUAGCGCCAGCCCCCAAGCCCUUUCUCUGGGUCUUCUCUCAUCCUCCUGCCGCCCGGGGGAUCCCCUGGCACUGGACUCCGAUUUCUGCCAUCUCCCUCCCCACCAUUUUUUGUAGCAGUCGAGGGUGAUAAGCAUCCUCUUUGUUAAUUCAGAAAUGGGUCCAGAUGCGAAUGCCAUCCUUUCCUAGAUGAUCUACACUGGGCAUCCCGGAUUCCAUGGGAGCAACCAAAGUCUUUACAUUGGGGGGACAUGAGUCGGGGGAGCUCUGCUGGGAAGACAAGGAUGGGCCACACUGUGUUUUCUAUGAACCAUUGCUACAUAAUAAUAUAUUUUCUCACUGCUUGAA